UUGUAUGAAUGUGAAUUGUUAGACAGCGAAAGUCGGCAGUGCCGUUUCUCAUUGCUUAUAAACGUGUAGUAUUUUAUAUAAAUUAUUAGAGAGAGAGAGAGAGAGAGAGAGAGAGAGAGCUGUGUUGCAUGAAGGGUGGUGAAGGUGAGUAACUGUAAAUUAAUUGUAGGAAGUAGAGUGACGGUAAGUGUUGCAGGGAAUUGGGGAACGCUUACCGUCUUUACUGGGAAUUAAAAGGUGAUUGUAUUUUCUGAAUGGUGGGGAACUCAUCUUUAAGUACCGGACUCAGAAGUCAUGGCUGGGAUCUCUAGAACACAAAAGAAUCUGAACAAAAUCAAAUUUAGUUCCUGAGUAACACUUCUGGUAUGUGGUGACCGGUUGCUUAUGUGUCAUACGGGGAAGGGUGCGUGAUACCAAUUUAUGAGCUCCUUGCUGAUGGAGUGGAAUGAGAAAUCCCCAUCACAGUGGGAGUGGGAUAACCUAUUAUUGUGCAGUGCAAAAGCAGCUGAAAAUUCUAAGUUGCAACCUACAGAAUGGGCUAUGCAAGGAGAUCAAAGGAUAAACUCUGGCUCUUAUUAUUCAUCUGGGGGUGGUGGGGGUAGUGGUGGGUCAGGCCCUACGUUGAGACAUGCUUCUCUGUCAAAUAGCUCAAAAUCAGCUUCAGCAGAUUCUUAUUCAAUUGGUGAAAGUAAGACAUCAAAGCUCACUUUUGAGGCCUUUGGAGAUUUUCCAGAUGAUUACAUCAGUAAGAAAGAAUUGGCCAGGGUGGAUACAAAUGGAAUUUCUCCAACACUUGAGCCUUCAUCUGGCUCUGGUGAGCCAUUGCUCAGUCUAAAGCUUGGUAAGCAAAUGUACUUUGAAGAUGCUUGUGUAGGCAGCAAUACAGAGACCUCAAAAUUUUCUACUAUUCCCAUGACAUCAGCCACCGCAGCUAAGAAAUGCAAGUCGAGUUGUCAGAGCACACAGGUACCACACUGCCAAGUUGAAGGCUGUAAUCUUGACCUCUCGUCGGCUAAAGAUUACCAUCGCAAACAUAGAGUUUGCGAAAGUCAUUCCAAAUCCCCAAAGGUCAUUGUAGGUAGUCUGGAACGUCGGUUUUGUCAGCAGUGUAGCAGAUUCCAUGGUCUUUCCGAGUUUGAUGAAAAGAAGCGAAGCUGUCGCAGGCGUCUUUCUGAUCAUAAUGCUAGGCGACGCAAGCCACAGCCAGAAGCAGUCCGGUUAAAUCCAGCAAGGCUAUCUUCAUCACUUUAUGAUGGGAAGCAGCAGAUGAGUCUUGUCUUUGACAGAGGCCCACUUGUUUACUCAAGCGCUGCUGAUAGUUUAACGUGGGAGGACAUGUGCAGAUCCAAGUUUACCCAAACAAAAGACUAUCCUCUGAAGCCUGCAAAAGCGAGAGACACUGAUAUGCAGCUGCAUUUGCCAGGCAAUGAUAUGCCAUGUGCAAUCACUACGCUUCGUAAUGAUUCCAGUAGGCUCUUGCCAUCCAAGGGCACCGUAGGUUUAGAAGAACCCAUGAUCUCUGCGCAGCAGGAUGCUGGGCCAGAUUUCCGACGUGCUCUCUCUCUUCUGUCAACCAAUUCCUGGGGUUCCCGUGAGUCAAAACCAGCUCCACACCCACACGCCAUCCAUGCAACUCAUUCUGGUAUGCUGCAGCCUGCAAUGCAGGUGACCCAAGGUAUGCUGCAUGUUUCUUCGGACCACUGGCAAACCCAACAAGCGUCGACUGACUCACGAGGACAUAUCUUAACUCCUCCACCUAAUAACGGCAGCAUCCAUUUUCAAGACUUCCAGCUGUUCAGAUCACCAGACGAGUUCGGCUUUUAUCCCAACCAGUUGGAUUAACCACUUGAAAACCUAGCAGGCUAACGGACCUGUAAAUGCAUAUAUGCAAGACAGGCUAAUGCGAUUCAUCUGGGAGUUGAUUCCCAAAGCUAAAACAAUCUCUCUCUCUCUCACACGAAAAUCCGAAGUUUUGUCAGGAAUUACGAAUAUGUGUGGAAACAUAUUGCAACAUGACAUUUCCAUAUCUUCUCAAAUAAAUUUGCUCAUGACUAUAAGCAUUAUUGCAAGAAA
This is a messenger RNA of Carya illinoinensis, 2073 nucleotides long. RefSeq names its product squamosa promoter-binding-like protein 3. NCBI's taxonomy places the organism in Eukaryota, Viridiplantae, Streptophyta, Magnoliopsida, Fagales, Juglandaceae. The record is from RefSeq and is a predicted model, not a curated record. Gene Ontology annotation, molecular function: DNA binding. Gene Ontology annotation, cellular component: nucleus. The transcript has 5 exons. The coding region runs from base 421 to 1842 and encodes 473 amino acids.